AUGUCCAACGACCUCUGGAUUUCCUUGAUCUCCACCAUUGACCCAACCCCCGACGCCAUGCCUGCUGUCCUCCAAUCUACCAUCCACCUCCUCGAGUCAGAGCUCGUCAAGGCUCGAGCAGCUCUCGAGGAGAUCCAACCUCAUGCGCCACUCUUUCGCAUCGGCGAUGAGGUCUCCGUCGGCGCAAUGGAGGCCUAUCGCCAAAACCUCAUCGGUCGAGCCCCCGACUUCUACGGCGCACGGCGUUUAACCCCAAAGGAAUUGGGUUUCGAGCCUAUGGUGCGCGAGCUGACUCCCUUGGAAAUUAUCCCAACACCAGCGCCCAUUGCGCAACCCGCGCAACCCGCACCCGCACCGCCGCGACAAGCACCACUCGAGGAGAUGCUAACUAACAGCCUAAUCCUCGACCACAUGGCCCCAUACCUCUCCGUCCCAUCAAUGAUGGCAUUGGCUUCAUCCUCACGCCUGCUUCACAACAUGAUCACACACACUCCAUACCUCUUCCGACACCUCGAUCUAACCCGCUGCAGAGGCGCGCAACUUCGAGAACCUACAAACCAUGAAAAUGAUACCCAAACCGAAGAUGAAUUCUAUUCCAAACCAUUGCGACACAUCUUCAUCAGUCUGGAAAGAAGAUCUAUACUCCAAGACGUGCGCACACUCGUCUUAGACGGUCUCUCCGUCCCAGCCGAUCUAGUCGCCGAAGUCAUCUUAACAGACCGAUUUAACGUCAACAUACUAUCGAUCCGCGAAUGUCGUAAUCUCAACGAACGCAAAUUAAUGCAGGCCAUCCAAUAUUCCGUUCGCCCCACACGUCCAGAGGGAACACCCCGAGUGAAAGGAAUCUACCAUUUCUCACCGCGACACACUGCCCCGCGACCCGUUGUGCGCCGCCGGAGAUACAGAGACUGGUGGAGUGACCGCGUAGGAAACGCAAAUACCCGGAGUUCUAGUGAAUCUUCCUCGAACAAUUCCUCCGAUGCAGAAGACGAAGAAUCCACCCCAGUUCUCAAACACCAGCAGAAUGAAUGGUACUCGCCAACCGGCAAGCUCUACAAGCAUAGCAUAGAGGAAGGUUGGGCGCAGACGAUCCAGAAAUGCGAGGGAAUAAUUGCAUUCGACGCAAUCCUCUGUCGAGGAACACGACAUGAUGUCAACAAUUACACAACGGUGGAAGGGGACGAAAACCCACCCCCACCCCUUACCCCAGAGGUAGCCCCCAUGCUCGGCCCCGCAGUGGCAACAGUCGCCCUAGGCCCACGCGGCUGCGACGGCUGCCACAGUUCCCCCGAAGGCCCAGCAAUCUGGGGCCAAAGUGACACUGGCACUGGCACUGGCAGUGGUGGAGACAUUCAAUUCCCGCUCCUAGGACCGGUACCCAUGCACCAGUCCAGUGUGUCCUUCGCCAAGCGUCCUGAAUUACGCAUCCCUGGUAAACACCCUGUGCUGAUUGCUCGAUGCACGGAUUGUCUUACAGACCGGUGGUGUCACCGGUGCAAUAAAUGGUUUUGCGAGAAUUGUCUGGAGAAUCCGCAGCAUGUUAGGGCUAAUUUGUCGCCGCAUCAGACUGCGAUUUCUCAAGACAGUGUGGCUGAUAUCAUUUCGUUUCACAGAGAUUACAAAGAGGUGUCAGCAAAGAUUGCUGGGAAUGUGGACCAACCUGCGCAUCCUGCAAGCGAGACUGCCAACACACAUGCCAAAGUUGCCGGGGUGAUUAUUGCAUCGAGCAUAACGAGGGAUGCUCAGCCACGAUGGUAG
This is a messenger RNA of Penicillium cosmopolitanum, 1758 nucleotides long. RefSeq lists its product as uncharacterized. Bases 1 to 1758 code for a protein of 585 amino acids. The transcript has 3 exons. The record is from RefSeq and is a predicted model, not a curated record. NCBI's taxonomy places the organism in Eukaryota, Fungi, Ascomycota, Eurotiomycetes, Eurotiales, Aspergillaceae.